This is a messenger RNA of Notolabrus celidotus (New Zealand spotty), 4830 nucleotides long. It is a transcript of the gene aco2, whose product is annotated as aconitase 2, mitochondrial. The transcript has 17 exons. Bases 505 to 2853 code for a protein of 782 amino acids. The record is from RefSeq and is a predicted model, not a curated record. Gene Ontology annotation, molecular function: aconitate hydratase activity; 4 iron, 4 sulfur cluster binding. Lineage: Eukaryota; Metazoa; Chordata; Actinopteri; Labriformes; Labridae. Gene Ontology annotation, cellular component: cytosol; mitochondrion. Gene Ontology annotation, biological process: tricarboxylic acid cycle.
AUGGACUUCCGGUAUGGACUUCCGGUGUGGAUGUUGUGGCGGCGCCAUCUUGCCUGCAGUAGGGUACUCUUGGAACCUUUCAGGAAACUAACCGGAAAUUUUCCACCCCUUUGCAACCCUAGAUAUGAGGCUGUUUUUUCAUGUUGUUCUUUUUGAAUUAUUACAAAAAAGAGAUGAUUUUAACUAUUAAAACAUAUGCUAUUGGAGGAAUUUAUAGCGACAAUGUCAAAAAAAGUGGACAAAUUAGGAACUGGAAGCUUUGUGUGAGACUUAUUAUCAAUUAGAUGUUUAUCGACACGACUUAACAAAAAGAAAUCCACACAUUAAUUGAAUAUUAAAAUAACAUAUCGAUGAGACAUGCGUUUUUGAAUUAAAACUGAAUUUGACUCGAUUUUAAUAAAUUAUAAAGUGCCGUGAAUACUUUGACCUGGAAGGACCUGCGAGGCCGCGGCUUACAAAGCUGUGACGUCACCCCGGCUCGUCACAUCUUUGUCAGUGAACAAAAUGGCAACCUACUGUCUCACUGCAGCCCGGCUCCAGCUGGCUCUGGGCCAUGGUGUACGCCGCCUGCAUGUAUCAGCUGCCUACAGAGCCAAGGCUCAAGUGUCUAUGAGCCGCUUUGAGCCCACAUCAUUCGUGAACUACGAGAAGCUGCGUUCAAAUGUUGACAUUGUACGGAAAAGGCUCAACCGUCCACUCACCUUGUCAGAGAAGAUCGUGUACGGCCAUCUCGAUGACCCCCACAACCAGGAUAUCGACCGCGGUCGCACUUACCUGCGACUCCACCCCGACCGCGUCGCCAUGCAGGACGCCACAGCCCAGAUGGCGAUGCUCCAGUUCAUCAGCAGCGGCCUGCCAAAAGUGGCCGUGCCCUCCACCAUCCACUGUGAUCACCUGAUCGAGGCCCAGAUCGGAGGGGACAAGGAUCUGGCCAGAGCAAAGGAAGUCAACCAUGAGGUCUACAACUUCCUGUCCAGUGCAGGUGCUAAAUAUGGAGUUGGUUUCUGGAAGCCUGGCUCUGGAAUCAUCCAUCAGAUCAUCUUGGAGAACUACGCCUACCCAGGAGUGAUGCUGAUCGGCACAGACUCCCACACUCCAAAUGGUGGUGGGCUUGGUUCCAUCUGCAUUGGAGUUGGAGGCGCAGAUGCUGUAGAUGUCAUGGCAGGAAUCCCCUGGGAGCUGAAAUGUCCUCAGGUGAUCGGUGUGAAGCUGACAGGCUCCCUCUCAGGCUGGACUUCCCCUAAAGACAUCAUCCUGAAGGUGGCCGGCAUCCUGACAGUGAAGGGCGGCACUGGAGCCAUUGUAGAAUACUUCGGACCAGGAGUGGACUCCAUUUCCUGCACUGGAAUGGCCACCAUUUGCAACAUGGGAGCAGAGAUCGGAGCCACGACCUCAGUGUUCCCGUACAACCACCGCAUGAAGACCUACUUGGAAAAGACCGGGCGUGGAGAGAUCGCUGUCCUGGCUGAUGAGUACUCAGACUUGUUGGUACCAGAUGAAGGCUGCACUUACGACCAGGUCAUCGAGAUCAAUCUAGAUGAGCUCAAGCCCCACAUCAACGGACCCUUCACCCCUGACCUGGCUCACCCUGUGUCUGAUGUAGGUGCCACUGCUGAAAAGCACGGAUGGCCACUGGAGGUGAAAGUUGGUCUGAUCGGCAGCUGUACCAACUCCAGCUACGAGGACAUGGGCCGUGCUGCCUCUGUGGCCAAGCAGGCUCUGGAUAAAGGCCUGAAGUGCAAAGCUCAGUUCACAGUCACCCCUGGCUCAGAGCAGAUCCGUGCCACUAUCGAGAGAGAUGGAUAUUCAAAGAUCCUUGGUGAUGUGGGAGGUGUGGUCCUGGCUAAUGCCUGUGGACCCUGCAUUGGACAGUGGGACAGGCGUGACGUGAAGAAGGGAGAGAAGAACACAAUCGUCACAUCCUUCAACAGAAACUUCACAGCCAGGAAUGAUGCUAACCCCGCAACACACGCUUUUGUUACCUCUCCUGAGAUUGUCACUGCCCUCGCAAUCGCUGGCACCUUGAGCUUCAACCCAGAAACUGAUUACCUUACUGCCGCCAACGGUGAGAAAUUCAAGCUGGAUCCCCCGAACGGAGAUGAACUACCCUCCAGGGACUUUGACCCUGGUCAGGACACCUACCAGCACCCACCCCCUGACGGCCUAGACCUGAGGGUGGACGUCAGCCCCGAGAGCAAUCGCCUCCAGCUGCUGGAGCCUUUCGAUAAAUGGAGCGGUGGUGAUCUGGAGAACUUGAAGGUCCUCAUCAAGGUGAAGGGCAAAUGCACAACAGACCACAUCAGUGCCGCCGGACCUUGGCUGAAGUUCCGUGGUCACCUGGACAACAUCUCCAACAACAUGCUGAUUGGCGCCGUUAACAGCGAGAAUGACGCCAUCAACAAGAUCAAGAACUACCUGACAGGAGAUUACGGCGGAGUCCCUGAUGUGGCCCGUCACUACAAGGCUAAUGGUGUGUCGUGGGUUGUGGUGGGAGAUGACAACUACGGUGAGGGCUCCAGCAGAGAGCACGCCGCCCUGGAGCCCAGACAUCUGGGAGGAAGAGCUAUUAUUGUCAAGAGCUUCGCCAGAAUUCAUGAGACUAACCUGAAGAAGCAGGGUCUGCUGCCUCUGACCUUCAGCAACCCAUCAGACUACGACAAGAUCCGCCCAGACGACAAGGUCUCCAUCAAAGGACUAGCAACCUUCACUCCUGGAAAGCCUCUUUCUGCACUCGUGAAGCACAGCGAUGGCAGUGAGGACAUCCUGGAAAUGAACCACACCUUCAACGAGACACAGAUCGAAUGGUUCAAGGCGGGAUCCGCCCUAAACAGGAUGAAGGAGCUGCAGCAUUGAAGGAGAGAAGAUGUGGAGGGGGUGUGUCUUCAGGGGAAAAUGGGGUGUUAGGAUUGUGUUGGGAAAGAAAAGGGAUGAAGAAUGUUCUUGUUGUGAAUGAUUGCUCCAUCAUCUGCAUUUGCUCACAGUUUGAACUGAAGAUGUGUCUGUUAAUCUCAAAGAGUUGUCAGUGAUUACUUCAGGCAUCGUGUGAAGCUCAUGUUGAUGAUGGGACAAUACAGGCUGGUCUGUGGUCAGAUAUUUCUAUAAACCUUCAUUUGUCAGUGCAUAGCGUUCUGAAGGUACUAAACGCUACUAUGUUUCAAUACCUAACAUCAUAAGUGGUUAGUGUUCAGUCUACUGUAGAAACAAAGGUGAGACACACUCACACAGACACACAGGUACUCUUUUACACACAGUUUCAACCCGAGCAAUGACAUAGUUCCCUGCUAGCUGAUGUGUGUUUUUGCAGCUUUUCAAACAACUUCACACUGAUCCCACUCACCAUAUUGUUGAAGUCCUGUGUUGCUCACUGCAUGGCGAUCACCAGCUUUAGUCAACUGUUGUUGUUCAGCCUGCUCCUGCUUAAUUUACACUCCACCCUUAAAGGCCCGAGCCUGCUGCUGGUUGCACCUUUUAAGGGUCUAUUUGUUCUCAAGGGUCUCUGUAGUUGCAAAGAUCACAUGCAGCUAAAAGGAAUUAGUGGGAGCACUUACUUACUUUUUUACACUCACAGAAUUGUGAUCACCCAGACUGCCCCCCAGUGGUCAGGAGGAGAAGUUUUAGCAGAGAGAGGGCUCAGUUCCGAGUAAAUUUUCUCUAAUUGUACACAUCAAAAGCAGCAGCUCGAUGACACAAAUGUUUCUAUAAAGUGUUGAAAGGAAUUCUGGGAAAUGUAGGAAGUCCAUUGGGUGGUUUCAGAAAAAGUGGAUUCAGCAAUGAUCACAAUUAACCCAAACUAGUGAAAUCAGUGGGAUGAAUUGAAAAUCAAAGACAGAUUACUGUAUAUUUUAUUAGAGAGAGCAUUAAGAAGUCUGUUUUUGUAUCCGUCUUUUAGAAAAGUAUGUUUUUAUUCAUCACAGGGCAUGUAAAAUACGUUGUUUUAAUACUGAGUGAGAAUGCAGUAACUAACCCUCUUCUUCCUAAACUCACUUCCACCAUCCUUAAACUUCUCAUCCAAACAAUCCUAACCCCCCAAUAAGGUCAAAACAUUAUGUUGUUCCCCUACUGUUUAUUUAUUUAUACAUUAUUUCUGUAAAAAAAUCACACCUUGCCUGGAUUGGUUAAACUCAGAUUUCUUGUUGAACAGGGUAUACUUAUUUUCAGUGACUUUCACCCAAACAAAAAGAAAAAUCGAUGGAACAGGAAAGUGAGGGUGCACUUAGUUUUGCUGCCAAUAGAUAAUGGUGCAACUCUUGGGAACCCUGUUGUCUGAGUCAGCUGCUUUUGGUCCUCAAUGGAUGAAACAGAAUUCACUCCAAACCCUCACUUUGAGGCUUUAUAACCGCAGAUUAGACAAGAUACAUUUUAUCCUCUUCUUUAACGUCACUGCUCCAGCCCAUCAAAAACAUAACGCAGAUGUGAAGAAGAAAAUGAUCACACAGAGUGAAGUCAUACCACUCUCUAUCUCUAACUUACAGUAUGUAAAGUGUCUGAUCCUAUGUACAUUUAAGUGUUUGUGUUUUUUUUUUCACCCAGAUUAUCUUUUCUGUAUUACAGAAAUUCCAAUGGGUUGUAAAAUAUAAUAAAAAAUCACAGAUCUCAUAUAUUUACACUGCCUCCAGUGAUGUGACUAAACUGUGUAUAUGGCUGCGGUGUAUUUGUACAGAUGUACGCUGAUCUAUCAUCUGUCAGACCCAAUGAAUACAAUAUGAAAAUUCAUGUAAACCUGGAAAUGAACAAAGCAUAUGCAUUAAAAUCUGGACAGGAUUAUCAUGUUAGUCACUGUUGUUUCAUGAUUUGGAAAGAAAAAUACAGUGUUUCUUAUCUCUGAAAAUA